This is a messenger RNA of Hydractinia symbiolongicarpus, 3205 nucleotides long. RefSeq names its product zinc transporter ZIP12-like. Gene Ontology annotation, biological process: intracellular zinc ion homeostasis; zinc ion import across plasma membrane. The record is from RefSeq and is a predicted model, not a curated record. Lineage: Eukaryota; Metazoa; Cnidaria; Hydrozoa; Anthoathecata; Hydractiniidae. The transcript has 11 exons. Gene Ontology annotation, cellular component: membrane. Gene Ontology annotation, molecular function: zinc ion transmembrane transporter activity. Bases 75 to 2342 code for a protein of 755 amino acids.
AUGAUGAAGUUAUAAUUAAUAAAUUUUAACAACGAGGGAAGGUGUUGUAGUACUUUUGGAUAUAUUUUUUAAAAAUGAAGUAUACCGUUAUACUUUUGUUGUGUGUUUCGCUUGCACAAGUAAAGCUAGAAGAUGAUGAUCAUGGACAUGGACAUGAACAUGGAGACGAAAGAGAACAUCUAAUGGAUAAGAUUGCUGAGCAUCUAAAAACAAGUACAAAGUCCCCAGAAAACCACACAGUGUUUACAUACAAAGACAUUCAAAAAUUGUUUACAGGUUUAAACUUUAAAAAUUGUUCCAAUUCAAGAAGUUCUAAUGCUUCAUGUAACCUGUGUCUAACCCCAAAAGACUUCUUAAAAUGGUAUAAAUAUGACGAAAAUGUAACACUAAGCGAAGAACAAUUCAGAGAAUCCCUUGCAGGAGUCUUGUACUUUUUAAUUUCCGAUGUUGUUUCAAGAACAGACAAUUACAGUGGUGUCGUGUGCAAAACAUUCAACUCGUCGAUAACAAACGGGACAUCGACUUUGUUUACUGUUUUUGUGACAAAAUAUGGUGGUGAUAAUGGUAAACUAAACGAAAAAAGUUUGGAAAAGAUUCUCGAAGAUGUUAAUAAAACGAUCGGACACGAAUUAUCGUCCAAAAAGUGUUUUUCUGCUCAUGAAGUACAAAAAGAAGCUAGUAACAUAUCGAAAACAGUUAUAAGUGAACAUGAAUUUGAAUAUGCUACUGCUUAUAUCAUUCUAAAAUUGCUCAAGAAAUCCUGUAUAAAAGAAGACGUCAGUCCAUUACCUGAGAAAGGUUUUUUUGCAGAACAGAUAUUUCAUGAAUUUGGUAACAAAACUCACUUAACACAUAAAAAUUUUGAGGAAUUAGUUGAGAAAUUGAAUCUGGGAAAAGUAAAGAAUUCGUCAGUUGUCCCAGAUAAACACCAUGACCAUCGGAAAAGACGAUCAACAGAAACAGGGCAUGACCAUGAUGAGCACAGUGCCAAAUCUUCAGCAUAUGCAAAAAAAUGUUACUCUGGUGAAGACAUGUUAUCCAUCUUUUCUGUGCCAGAAGGUUCGUUAAUAAACAAAGCAAAGUUUGAAAAAAUGUGUCCAGCUUUAAUCCAGCAAAUAGAAAGUGGUGCAUGCAAUGUUGCAGCAAAGAAUACAACAACUACAAAGAAAGAAGACAAAGAAGAAGAUAAGUGGCAACCAUGGAUUGGAGCAUUAAUUGCAACUUUCAUUGUAUCUUUGGGAUCUCUGUCAGGAGUUUUGGCUGCUCCACUAUCAAAGAAAAAAUGGUUUCCACUCCUGAUAAUGUAUCUUAUUGCACUUGCUGUGGCUGUGUUAAUUGGUGAUGCAUUGCUGCAUUUAUUUCCUCAUUCCCUCGGUUUGCAUGGUCACGAGGAAGGUGAAAGUCACGACCAUGGUGGUGAAAAUGAAGCCUUGAAAUCAAACAGUUUUGUGUGGAAAAGUAUGGUCUUUUUAGCCGGUGUUUUUUCGUUUUUCACAUUUGAAAUACUCAUGCACGCGUUUAGUGGACAUUCCCACUCACAUGGACCUGAUGGUAUGACAUCUCUGGAGGAAACACAUAAGCAUGCAGGAAGAAUGAAUUCGUUGAGCAAAGAGCCAACCAAGGGAACACUGCAGAUGUCUGAAGACGCUGUUUUUACAAAUCGAAAUCGGACUGAAUCUAUUGUCAUUAAUACUCCAGCUGGAAUACAUGAGUGCGCCAAUGAAAAAGAGUAUAAUAUAACUGUUGAAUACCAGCAAAACUACAAUAAUGGCUCCGUCAACUUUAAAAACAACAGCGAUGGGAAAAGUAGUUUAGUAUCUCCGUCUAAGAAGAACUCUAUAAAGAAUUUCAAAUCAGUUGUAUGGAUGGUUUUAAUUGGAGAUGCAAUCCAUAAUUUCUUGGAUGGAAUUGCAAUUGGUGUAGCCUUUACUGAAACAUGGCCGUCAGGUUUACAUGGUGGUAUAAGCACAUCUAUUGCAAUUUUCUGUCAUGAAUUACCACAUGAACUUGGUGAUUUCGCCAUUUUAUUGUCGUCUGGUCUCAGCAUUAAGCAAGCCCUUUUAAUGAAUUUUAUCUCCUCACUGACGGCGUUUGCUGGAGCGACUGUUGGUGUACUGCUCGGUACCACGUGGAAUGCUAUGCCUUGGUUAUUUGCAUGCACAGCUGGCUUGUUUGUCUACAUUGCUUUGGUAGAUAUGUUACCAGAAAUUUUGCACAGUGCGUUGUUGAAGGUGCGACCGUGGACUUGCAUUGGUUUGCAAAUGUUCGGUCUAUUGACAGGUUGGCUUAUCAUGUUUUGUCUGGCAGCAUGGGAGGAAGAUAUCAAAUCUGCUAUCAAGUAAAUCUGCUGGUUGGUUGCACUUGAUCACAUUUGCUAUCACAAAGUUGCUGGAUAUUUUAACGAAUCAAAUUUCCCGUUUUCUGUUGGUUUUAUCUAGCGCCGUAUUUUUAUAUAAAGACUAUGUAUUUUGUUGUGUUUACGUCGCUACAGUAGUUAACUUUGUAAUUCAUAUAUUUAGAGGAAUAUUAUAUAAUUAUUUAGCUUGCAAAGCUUGCCGUUUAUACAUUAUUUUUCUCCAGUAGAAAAUCAUGUUUUACAACUCCUUUUUUUGUCAAUAAUAAGCUUUCAAAAGCAUCGCUGUGAAUAUGUCUGUAAAGAUUUUUUUUAUCUUUUUCAUAAGAAACAAAUGAGAAAGUUCAUAUGCGACAAUUGUAAUUGGUUUGUUGUACUCAUAAAUAUAAGAAAGCUAUAUUUAAUUCUUUUGUUUCGUUUUUAGAAGCCAUGAAUUUGAUUAACGUUUUAUGACUAAUUUUUUUGCGAAUAGCGUUUUGUAGAAAGUUUCAUUAGUACUAAUUUUUGCGAUUUUUGAGUGAGUGGUAUGACUUUUGAUACUUGACUUUUGUUAAAAUAUUUUACUGAUAUUAUAAUGACACACUACGUUCAACCUAGCCAUAUUAUCAAAAUCUUUGUUACAAUGAAUAAGUUUUGUUUAAAAUCACCUCAAUGUUCUUAAAAAUAACAUUGAUACAAGAUUUUUUUUAAAAAUCGAAGACGUUACAGCCAUUCCCACACAACGAUAUGGAUAGAUAUAGGCUGUCGAGAAAAUUUUGUUGUUGUGUAUUUUUGAUUGUAUAUAAUGUGUUUGUUUUUAUUUAAUAGUAGACGUACAGGGUGCAGUUCUAAUAGAAAUAAAAAUAGGAACAA